UCCCCGCCUGUUGCUUUCAGUUCCUUGUCUCUCUUCAGCCUUAAAGGUAAAAUCUUCACUGAAUUCUGUCAUUGAUAUUUGUGAAACAGUCUGACCCCUGACCUGAAAUAAGGUUUGUGUUUGUGUGAAGAUGGCGGACCCCGAGACCCAAAACCAGCCUCUCAUCAGAGCUGACAGCCAGCAGACAGCUGUCAAUAUCCCUCCAGGACAAGAUGGCCGCUCCUCCCGGGCCUAUAAAGUGGCAGGUAUAACCCUGUUGGCCUGUGUCCUGAUUGUGGGCCAGGCGAUGAUCGCCUACUUCCUCCUCAGCCAGAGGAACGACAUCAAGUCUCUGGAGGAGCAGAGCAACAACCUGAAGGCAGAGCUGACGAAGGGAAGAUCUGUUGCCGUGCCCAUGCGGAUGCACGUUCCCAUGAACGCCCUGCCCGAGGUAAUGGAUGUCUCAGUGGACGAGGAGGCUUCCACUGGAGUCCCAGAAAACCCUACCCUUCUGCAGAGCACUGACUGCCAGCUGCAGGCCGCUGGUGUGAAGGCUCUGCCGGUGCCUGGUUUCCGCCCCGCCUGUGACGAGCGCGGCCUCUACCUGGCCCAGCAGUGCUUUAUGAAGCAAUGCUGGUGUGUGAACCCAGCCAACGGGGACCACAUCCCUGGUUCUCUGCGCAACGGACCGACCCUUUGCCAUACUUCUGUCGCCACUGGCAGCCUGAGCAAGGUGAUGACUAUGCCUGAUAUCGUUGAGUGAUACUGUGCUGGUGAAAUCUCCUCCAAAGACCAGCAACGGUUCAACUUGAAAUCAUGACUUUGCUACAACUUUGUCAACUUAUAAUCACCAUCGUAUUAUAUAGUGCUCAAGGCAAUCUUACAAUAUUAUAACCAUUUAUCUGCUUGCUAUCAGCUUAUUGGAACUCAGCUGCAACCAAUAAAUAGAGAGCUGACUUUUUGUAUUGAUUAUAUAUCAUCUUUCAGUUUUUUUAAAUGGCUGGUAAAAGUUAGGGAUUUGUUUUACAGACUUAAUGUUGUUUUAUUCAGUUUUUUCCCCAUGUUCGUUUGCUAACAAGAACCAAUUUUCUACGAUAGGAACUUUGUAAAGAGCAGAAAAAAAUAGAAUUAACAGCAUGGACUAAGGGGAAAUAUACAAUGGAGUGUGGGCAGAAUUCUUAAUAAAUUAUUAAACUAUUUAAUAUAUUUUUAUGAAGAACAAAUGUUUGGAAACAUGUAAAUGAAAACAAUCUGUCCACUGCCCCUUUACAUUAAUUUAAAGAAAUUCAUUGUGGUCACUUGAAUUUUGAAUGUUUGGCUAACGUUAUGGGGAUGAAAUAAUUUUUUUUUUUAAUAAAACACUGAAACAUCACAGGACCAGGAAUGUUUUGAGACAAUUGUACACUGUAUUGUCCCCAUUUAUUUGAACAACCCAAAUAAAUUCUUAAAGACA
This is a messenger RNA of Micropterus dolomieu (smallmouth bass), 1432 nucleotides long. RefSeq lists its product as uncharacterized. Gene Ontology annotation, biological process: intracellular protein transport; immune response; antigen processing and presentation. Gene Ontology annotation, molecular function: macrophage migration inhibitory factor binding; MHC class II protein binding. Bases 131 to 742 code for a protein of 203 amino acids. The record is from RefSeq and is a predicted model, not a curated record. Gene Ontology annotation, cellular component: membrane. The transcript has 8 exons. Lineage: Eukaryota; Metazoa; Chordata; Actinopteri; Centrarchiformes; Centrarchidae.